UUCAACUCUCUUUUUCUCUCAUCGAUCUCUCAAAGCUAGGUUAUGCAAUCAAUCAUGUCCGUUGUUGAAAAGCAUUCUUCGGAACCACAAGCCAAAAGGCGAAAGAUCGAACCAAAGAUCAACGAGUCACCGUUAUCGUUAUCCUCUUCUAGUAGCUGUGGUCACUGGUACGCACUUCAUGGAAUCUGCAUCGCCUGCAAAUCAACAGUUGACAAAAGGCAAGGCCGAGCGUUCGAUUAUAUUUUCCAAGGUUUACAGCUAAGCCACGAAGCUGUGGCGUUAACCAAGUGCUUAACAACGAAAUCAUCUUGUCUCAACGAGAAGAAGCUUCACCUUGUACUCGACUUGGACCACACGCUUCUCCACACUAAAGAGGUUCCUCGUCUCUCCGAAGCAGAGAAGUAUCUACUCGAAGAAGCAGGUUCAAUGAAGAGGGACGAUCUAUGGAAAAUCAAAGACUCAGGAGAUCCCAUUGAAUUUUUGACAAAGCUAAGGCCUUUUGUUCGCGACUUCUUGAAAGAAGCCAACGAGAUGUUCACCAUGUAUGUUUACACAAAGGGUAGUCGCGUAUACGCUAAGCAUAUUUUGGAGGUGAUUGAUCCGAAGAUACUCUAUUUUGGGGAUAGAGUGAUAACAAAAGACGAGAGUCCUCAUAUGAAGACGCUUGGUUUGGUUUUGGCUGAGGAGCGUGGGGUGGUGAUUGUGGAUGAUACGCGUAAAGUUUGGCCUUAUCACAAGAGUAACCUAGUUGAUAUUAGCAAGUACUCCUAUUUCAGACUCAAAGUCCAAAAGUCAAAGCCUUACUCUGAGGAGAAGACAGACGAGAGUGAAAGCAACGGUGGAUUGGCGAAUGUUUUGAAGUUACUCAAGGAAGUUCACCGUAGAUUCUUCAGAGUCGAGGUCGAGGACGAGUUGGAGGCGAAGGACGUUAGAUCGCUGCUACAAGAAAUAGACUUUGAACUCAAGCAAGAAUCUGUUGAUUGAUCUCUUUCUGUCUUUUAAACUCUGUAUAAACUUCAUUUAAGCAUUGCAAGUUUGUCUAUUUUAUAAAAUGUGUUUGCAAAGAUACAUUGACUACGAAGACUUUAAAACAUAUACGGUGAAUGUGGGUAUUUCACUAGUUAAUUAAAAUCUCAAACAUACGUUGAUCA
Messenger RNA from Camelina sativa (false flax), 1151 nucleotides. The record is from RefSeq and is a predicted model, not a curated record. Lineage: Eukaryota; Viridiplantae; Streptophyta; Magnoliopsida; Brassicales; Brassicaceae.